AUGGCUCCGAGCAAGCUUAGGAAGGCCAUUGGGGCCGUGAAGGAUCAGACGAGCAUUAGCCUAGCCAAGGUUGGCAGCAGCGCCUCCUUAUCCGACCUCGAUGUGGCCAUUGUGAAGGCCACCAGGCACGAAGAGUACCCGGCCGAGGAGAGGCAUAUCCGCGAAAUUCUUAGCCUAACGUGCUACUCGCGUGCGCACGUUGCGUCCUGCGUUAGCACCAUAUCCAGGCGCCUCAACAAAACCAAAAACUGGGUGGUAGCUUUGAAAUCACUGAUGCUGGUUCAGAGGCUGCUGGCCGAGGGCGAUCCCGCGUAUGAAAAAGAGAUUUUCUUCGCCACCAGACGUGGCACUCGCCUCCUCAACAUGUCUGAUUUUCGUGAUACGUCGAAAUCGAAUUCGUGGGAUUAUUCGGCAUUUGUGAGGACUUACGCAUUGUAUUUGGAUGAACAGCUUGAAUUUGGAAUGCAAGGGCGCAGGGGGAAACAUAGUGCACAUGCACAUCAUGAAGAGGAUGAAGAUCCGGAAGUUGGGUCCAAAGCCAUUGUUGUAAGGGGCACUCCUUUGAGGGAAAUGACUAAUGAACGAGUUUUCUCUACGAUUCAUCGUCUUAUACAACUUCUUGAGAGGUUCUUAGCAUGCAGGCCAACAGGUUAUGCAAAACAUAACAGGGUUGUCACCAUAGCUCUCUAUCCUAUAGUUAAACAGAGUUUCAAUCUUUAUUAUGACAUAACAGAAAUAUUGGGGAUCUUGAUUGAUCGUUUCAUGGAGCUUGAUAUUUCAGAUUCUGUAAAAGUUUUUGAAAUCUUCUGUCGUGUUUCAAAGCAGUACGAUGAGCUCGACUCAUUCUAUGGUUGGUGUAAGACGGUGGGAAUAGCACGCUCUUCUGAAUAUCCAGAUGUCGAGAAAAUCGCACAAAAGAAACUCGAUGUCAUGGAUGAGUUUAUCAGAGAAAAGUCUAUGAUGUCUCAAAAGAGUAGGGCUAUUGAGGCGAAACCCGAACCUGUUGAAGAAAAAAAGGAGCCAGAACAAAAAGAAGAAGAAGACAUGAAUGCAAUCAAAGCAUUGCCACCACCAGAAGGAUUUCCUGAAGAGACUGAAGAAGAGGAAAAGAAAGAGGAAGUGGAGGAGCCGAAAAAUGAAGUACUAAAAACUCAAGAAGUAGGUGAUUUGUUGAACUUAGGUGAAGAUACAGGAGCUACCACAGAGAAACAAGAAAACGAAUUGGCUUUAGCUUUAUUUGACGGCAAUCUCUCCACAUCUGCAGCUCCAACAAGUACAAUUCCCCCAUGGGAAGCCUUUAAAGAAUCUGGUGAUAAUUGGGAAACAGCCCUGGUUCAAUCUGCCAGCCACCUGUCUAAUCAGAAUCCAACCCUGCCGGGAGGUUUCGAUACAUUAAUGCUUGAUGGUAUGUAUAAACAAGGAGAAACAGCACAAGCAGCAGCUUCUUCAGGACUUAUAACCACUGGAAGUGCAAGUAGUGUUGCACUAGGAUCAGCAGGGAGGCCAUCCAUGCUGGCACUACCAGCACCACCAUCGGCCCAUGGUGGUGCCACCCAGACAUCCACGAAUAACGACCCUUUUGCCGCCUCACUUGCCAUAGCGCCACCACCAUAUGUGCAAAUGUCUGAGAUGGAGAAGAAGCAGAGAUUGUUAGUAGAAGAGCAGAUAGCAUGGCAGCAAUAUGCAAGAGAUGGAAUGCAAGGACAUUUAGCAAAAGUACAAUUUAACACUGGAGGUUACCAUUAA
Molecule: messenger RNA, 1746 nt
Organism: Fraxinus pennsylvanica
Lineage: Eukaryota; Viridiplantae; Streptophyta; Magnoliopsida; Lamiales; Oleaceae
Source: the annotation of a GenBank genome assembly